Molecule: messenger RNA, 1239 nt
Organism: Aureobasidium namibiae CBS 147.97
Lineage: Eukaryota; Fungi; Ascomycota; Dothideomycetes; Dothideales; Saccotheciaceae
Product: mitochondrial carrier
Exons: 4
Coding region: 1-1239 (412 amino acids)
Biological process (GO): mitochondrial L-ornithine transmembrane transport
Molecular function (GO): L-ornithine transmembrane transporter activity
Source: RefSeq, a predicted model, not a curated record
AUGACUACGGUGCCUCUUGGAUACAGGCCUUCUUCCGAGGCCUUCAAGCGGCCUGAUACGAGAGACAGUCCAGAAGACAAACGCCAAAACAAUGCAACAACAGGGGCGUCGGCCGCUAGUAUGCGGGCUCUGACGGCACGCAUGUUCGCUUUCUACUUCAGAGUGCCCGUGAAAGCAUUCUUCCGGACAAGGAUAGACUAUCUUGCAUUUCCGAGGGCUAUCAAUCCUCUUCUGCAGACUUCUGGAAAGUGGUCCUGGAAAAUGACCACCCCUGGGAUAUUAGCCUAUGCCGUACAAACUCACGGGUGGUCUUUCAUACCUAACCAAGUCUUGCCUCCGCUGCUAGCGAAUGUUACGGUCGGAGCUGUCCUAUACACAUCUUACCUGGGAGCACUUGGCCUCUACUACGAACCAGCUUCACAUUCUACCAAGAGAAUCUAUCCUCCGGCACCGUUUUUUGUGACGUUCGCUGCUGGUUUCUCUGCAGGCGCUUUCCAGAGCGUGGUUGCCGCACCCUUGGAUGCUUUGACUAUUCGAUUCAAGACAACCGAUCUUACACAAGGUACAUACAAGAACAUGUGGGAUUACGCUUCGAAGAAACUUCAGACCAUUGGAGUGCGUGGGGCAUUCGCUGGAUGGGCGCUUUCAUUUGGAAAGGACGCCUUUGGAUAUGGGCUGUUCUUCGGUGCAUUCGAGUUUAUCAAGUCUCAGUGUUUCUAUGAGUACGUGAGUCACUGGUACUCGAGAUAUGGUCUUCUAUCCAUGUUCCACAAAGAGCAGAUCCAGCAACAAAUACAGUUGCAGAGUGUCAGUGAUCAAGGAGAACGACCAGUCAUCAAGCCGCAUUAUCUAAUGGAACCUUCGUUCAUACUCCUUGCUGGUGCAACAGCAAGUGUGCUGCAACAAGCCGUCGCUCACCCUUUCACACGGGUACAGGAACUCCACUUCCAACGAUUGGCGACACUGGACGAGCUGUUACAAGCCAGACCAGGACGACUUGACACCAUGCAGCUAUAUGCGCGAGCGUAUCAGAAAACAUGGAUACAGGCCGGCAAGCGCGCGACGAAAUCGGGAGGUUGGAUCAGAUGGCUAUAUCGGGACUUUUGGAUGACAACCCUGCGUCAGGUACCCUCGACUGCAGCUGGUCUGAUUGUAUUCGAGAUCUUCCGUCGAAAGUACGGAAUUGGAGAAGACGCUGUCAAAAUACCCAAGGACGAAUACGACAUCUUGUUGCCCUGA